This is a messenger RNA of Drosophila sechellia, 3727 nucleotides long. Its product is annotated as axonemal 84 kDa protein. Gene Ontology annotation, molecular function: beta-tubulin binding; microtubule binding. NCBI's taxonomy places the organism in Eukaryota, Metazoa, Arthropoda, Insecta, Diptera, Drosophilidae. The record is from RefSeq and is a predicted model, not a curated record. The transcript is spliced from 11 exons. The coding region runs from base 136 to 3462 and encodes 1108 amino acids.
UGCUCAGCUUAGUGCUGAUGAAGAUGCUAAUUACCAUAAUGAUGACGACGGUGCAAAUUUCCCCAACAACAGCCGCCCAAGAAGAAGCUCUCGAAGAAGGAGAAGGCCCGCCUGGAGGCCGAGCAGGCCGAGCUCAUGCGGAUUGAAAUGGAGAAGGAAAAACUCAAGAAGCUUGAGGAGGCGCGUCAGCGCAAGAAACUGGAAAUGGAGCAGGCGAAGCACCGCCAGCAACAGGAGGUGGCGGAGAACCGCCAGAGGAGGUCCCAGCUCAAGGACAGCAUGCUCUUCUUCGACGCCGUGCGAACGGCCAUCGAAGCCAUCAAGGAUGGGGAGCGGCACGAGCGGGACUGGGAGAAGUUUAUGCGCUGCAACGGACUGCCGAAUGCUGCCAGUCCCAGUGACUUGAGGAAGUACAUCCACCAGUGGCACACGGACAUAGCCAAGCGGCAUCUGGAGUCCCGGAACUGGCUACUCCGCACCGAUGAGCGCACACUGCUGACCCAGGAUGCCCAGGUGCCGGAUCUCACGAGGAUUUCACUGCGCCAACAGCAGGGCAGAUUGGGCGAUGUCUACGCCCACAGGAUUAAGGAGGUUCUGGGGAUCCUCAACGAGCUGGACGAAAUGCUGCCGUUCAAGCAGAAAUCCGCACUUAUUGCCGCCGAUCUUGUGAAGCUCAAGACCGAAAUGCGGGUGUUUCUCAAACAACAUCUGGACGAGUUCACCUACAAGACCAUGUCGCAUAUCGAGAGGGAUAUGGAAUCUCUUAACCCGAAAGCGCGAAUUGGAGAACAGUCGUCUCACAACGAGAUCGAUUUUCCCACCAUCGAAAUGCAAAUCUCACUUCCGCCCACAGUUCAUUUGCAGAGUUCAGCUCUACGGGGACUCUGGUUGAACUACGAUCACUUUAGUGACUACUGCAGUAGUUACUGCUUAAAACAUGCCCGAUCAGCAAAUGCCAAUAUCCUGCGGCAAACGAAGCGGGAAUGGCGCAAGCGCAAGGAGAUUCUGCAGGCGAUGCUGGACGACUGUGGCCGGGAGAUUCCGCUCUCGGAGCUGGAGCAGCUCACCCAGGACCAGCACUCGGCCAGCUCGCAGCCGCCGAGGGAACGCACCUACGACGUGGACAAACUGUACGCGGAGUACGAGGACGAGCUGAGCAAAGCCCAUCGCAGGGCCAUUGGACCGGAGGCCUACGGAAUGCUGGAGACGGACGUGAAUCUGCGCAAGUACCGCAUCAUUGGCGGUGUCUACUGCAUCGACUUUCUCGAAACUCCGCAGCAGGAUAAGCAGCUAAAUGCCAGAUCCUUCAUUCGCACCAUCACUUCGGCCAACAGCUUGGUGCACAAGGAGUACUACCAGACGUACAAGCCACCACCUCCCGUUUUGCCCGGAGUGCGCCGAUUGCCCGAGGAGAUUGAAGCCGAGAUGCGAAUGAUUGAAGCGGCAUUGGACAAACUGGCACUGGUUACCUUGCAAUUGCCGGACUCGGUGAUUUGGUUCGAGCCACCUGUGGCCUGUCGCUGGGAAACCAAUGUGGAGACCCUGGAAAUGGAGCUAGCCGAUGGCAUGAAGCCGGAGGGUAAGAAACCACACGGCGAGGGAGAUGGCGAGGCGGACGGCACGGGUGCGGUGAGUGGAACGGCAGCUGCCACCACAGCCACGCCCACCGAGGCCACACCCCUCUCCACGCACGCUCAGCCCAGCCCCCUGAAGAGCUCACCCCGCUGUCCGGCCCGCAUGCGUUCCCAUAAAUCGGACAUGGGCGGGGAAUCCCGGCAGCAGAUGCUUCGUGAAAUCAACGACUUUGAUCUGCGUGCCAUACCCAGCGAUGUGGAUUUGUACGGGCUAGUCAAGGACUUUGUGGUACCACGUUUGCCUCAGGGAUUCUGCGUUCGCCUGGAGCAAUCGACGCCGGUCAUGUCCACGAGCUUAAGGCAACGAAAGGUGAUGUUCCUGGCUCGACAGGCCCACAUCCGAUUGGGCCAGGUCAAGGAUAUGGCAGACGAUCAACUGGAGAUACCCAAGGAACUGCAAAGGCUGCAGCUCAACUCUAAACCGGGCCUGGGUGCUGAGUUUCUGGACACUGAGGAGCCGGCAGAGAUGUUCCCACCACUGUGUUUCGAUAAGCUCCUGAAGUUCCGGCAACUGGCACCACGCUCCCGGGCACCAGCCCACCUCCAGGGCUACCUCUUUUCCCAGCUAAUUGAGGACAUGGAUCGAUUGUGGCGUCUGCAGCUGCCCAGGGAUCAGCAGGAGGAGCUCAUCCAGCAGAUAUCCGAGCAGCUGUCACCCACUGGUUCGCGAACGAGUGAGACAGGUGAGAAGGAGCCCCGGGAGGCGGAAAACGAUGGAGAUCUGGCUGAGAAUAUGCAACCACUUAGCCAGGAGCUGGUGGAUGUGCUGCAACCGGCCGCAGCAGCCGCCGCCUUUGCCUACUACACGGGCAUCUCCUUUGUCCGGGACUCACAGCUUCCGGCGGAACCGGAACCAGAGCCCUCAGCCAAACGCUCCAACAGCAUGGACAGCAGCGAGGACGACGACGACGAUGUGGACAGCCUGGUGGAGCUGCUCGAAGGAGCCUCCACGGCGGCAAACACUUUGCAUGACCUGCUGGGUCCGGCGACGCACAGCGACAACAGCGACAGCGAAAGCAAACAGAAGAUGAGCAAUGUGGCUGCCAUCACGCAGGGCAAGUGGAGCACCCGCGAUGUCCACGAUACCAAGUUCAAUGAGGACAAGCUAUCCAUACAGUUUCGAACAGGCAGAUUGGGUAUUUUCGGAUUUGCUUUGAAUAAGUACAGCAAUAUGCCAUAUCAAACUUGGGACCUGCGACCUGAUAUGAAGAAUCCCGGCACUAUCAUCUUCAGUUUUACUGCCUCUCUCAUAAGUCUGGACAUGACGAUAACUAAAUCAGGCUAUACGGUGAAUAAUUUCCAGGGUGGCAGUACGCAGGGCAUCACCGAUAUGAUUGGGAAAACACUAUCACUAGCGGAACUAAAGGCCACCCUGAUUUUGUCCGCCGUGGAUAUUUUCCCGGACGAGGAUGCCUUCUGCUACACGGAGGGAUCCUGCGAGAAGAACUACGUGAUGGAGAUGCACUGCUAUGCCUGUCUGUCCACCUUGGCUCAGUCGCACAACUUUAGUUGGUCACGUUGGAACCUUCUGGCAGGUUCCCGAACUGCUGUUCUGCUGGUCCGCGAGCUAAUCGAGGGCAAGAAGGUGCCAUACUACUCCACUCUAUUGGUGACCCCACUAAAGACUUCGAUAAUCGAUUGCACAGAAGUAUCGGCCAGCUUCAAUGCCGUGGGUAUACCGGGAAUGGAGUAUUACGCGGAUCUAUAUCAACUAUCGCAGGCUCAUGCUCAGCCUGGGAGUCUGGAGAAACAGAGGACCAUGAAUCCCGUGCUCAGGGACAAUGUGGCCAAGAUCCUGAUGGCCAUUCGACCGCUGAGUCUAUGUUGAGCUAAGCUAAAUACAUUCAAAACGAAAUCCAAUUUAAUUUCUCUUCAUCUCAAAAAACCGUGCAAUUCAUACCAGUAGGAUGCCAUUCACUAGGCUAAUGGUCUUAUACAAAACCUUUCGGACUUAACGUGAAAUUUGUUAUGCAGAACAUACAUAAUGCUGGGCCAUAUCGAUAAUUCAGCUUUUUAUCCACUUAGGAAUAGCGCUUAGCCACAAAGGCAUCAUCAAUCUCCACUGAAAUUGUCUCCCUCUCCAAUUAUAAUAC